Molecule: messenger RNA, 7916 nt
Organism: Lepisosteus oculatus (spotted gar)
Lineage: Eukaryota; Metazoa; Chordata; Actinopteri; Semionotiformes; Lepisosteidae
Gene: pik3c2b
Product: phosphatidylinositol-4-phosphate 3-kinase, catalytic subunit type 2 beta
Biological process (GO): cell migration; phosphatidylinositol 3-kinase/protein kinase B signal transduction; phosphatidylinositol-mediated signaling
Cellular component (GO): cytoplasm; phosphatidylinositol 3-kinase complex; plasma membrane
Molecular function (GO): 1-phosphatidylinositol-4-phosphate 3-kinase activity; 1-phosphatidylinositol-3-kinase activity; phosphatidylinositol binding
Source: RefSeq, a predicted model, not a curated record
AGCAAAUUUAGCUCACUGCUUCAGACAAGAGCUCUCAGAUCAAGAUCCCGUUUCGGGAACUUGGCAUCUCUCAGGUGUAAAUCCGUGCAGAGAUGAGAGCAGUAGCACCGCGCACACCCACCGAAUGCGAGAUGUCACUCUUGACCAGCAGAGGUCGCUCUGGCUCAGCUAUCUAUUGUCACUCUCUCUCUCACGCACACUCUUAUUGGAAAAAGCGAUGUGUGCACUGAGCUGCACCGCUCAAACCCUCCCAGAUCGUCAACAAAAUAACCGGGUUACAAAGGAGAGAGAAAGGAAAUACUGUUUCGCCCGCAGUGCUGCCUUUAAACCAAGAUACGAGUUCGCGUCGUGCACGAAACACAGCAUCGAUAGAGCUGCAAGCACCCAGGUCCUGUUUCGGGGUUGAUUUAGUUACACUUCAGGAUUAAAAAACGCUCCGGACUCGAGAGAGAGAGGGGAGAGAAGUGUUGGAGAGAAAGAAACGGAUAUUGUCUUUGGGGAAUCAAACGCCAGGUGCUCAGACCCCAUGCUCCGCCUAAGGACCCCGUAGUGCCCCCUGCUGGUUUUGCCCUUCCUGUGCGCUCUGUGCCUUCUGCCGCAGUGGCGCCCUCGGCAGGAACAUGUCGGCAGCACAGACGCAGAACGACAGCGAGCAGCGCUGGGGCUGCCUGGAGUCGCUGGGGCUCAGUCCCCGAGAGCUGGUCCUGGCCGAGGCUCUGCAGAUGGAGUAUGACGCCCUCUCCAGGCUGAAGCAGGACAAGACGCCCUCUGGGAGGGGUGUGGGUCAAGGAGGAAAGGUCAUGUGCAGUGAUAGGCAGAGCCUUAACAACAGCCAAGCUGGAGACAGGGCAAACCUCAUCGGGAGACUCUCGGGCUCAGAUCCCAGCCUUAACCUGGAGCCCAGCGUCUCCAACCCCUCCCGCGCCAACCUGGAGCCCCGCUGCUACAGCAAGGAGCCCCUCUAUAUCUUGGACAGACCUGUAAAGGGGGACUUUGGGGGGUCAUCCCUCCUGCUCCCCAAAAACUUCAUCCCGCCUGAUGACCCCCCACCAGCCGUGCCCCCCCGGAACCCGCGCCCGACGGACGCGUUCCAGGACCGGCGCAGCACAACCCUGCGUGACGUUAACCUUUUCACCCCCGAAGUAGACACCCCGAAGCUGCCCAGUGAGGAGAGGGACCCGCUGUGGAACUAUGAAGACCUGAACAAGGCACUGACGAGGCUCAACGAGGAUUGGGCGGCGCCCCGGGGUCGCAGGGGUGGCGGGGAGAUAUCGGGGAAGCCCGUCGCCCGCAGUAAAACCCUGCCCCCCCAGGUACCCCCCCGGACCUACCUGCCAGCUCCCAGAAGCCACAAGAACCAGCGCAGGGUUUCGGCAGACCCAGUAAGAGUCUCCCUGGCCUCGCGGUCCAACGGGUUCAGCUACGAGCUCUUCCAGGUGUCGGAGGAGAGGGAUGAGGAAGUGGCGGCCUUCUGCCACAUGCUUGACGUGCUGCGGUCCGCCUACCCCUGCAGUGACCGCUCCAGGAACCCUGGCUUCGUGUGGAGUCCCUCUGUCCAGCAGGAGGAGCUGCAGUCCGGCCUCGGCGUCAGCAUGAAAGUGACCGUGGCGAGCGACCUCUUCAGAGAGCCCCUCACCUUCACCUGCGACGGCUCCUCCACGGUCGACCUGCUGAUAUACCAGACGCUGUGCUAUGCUCACGAUGACCUGGACCUGAUCGACGUGGAGGAGUAUGUGCUGAAGGUGUGCGGCCUGGAGGAGUACUUGCAGAACAAUCAGCCCCUGGCUAGCCUGGAGUACAUUCAGCAGUGUCACAAGUUUGACUGGGAGAUCCGUCUCUACCUGACCAGGAGGGGUUCAUUGAGCCGAGAGCUGACCAGGACGGAGGAAGAUGAUGAAAGUUCCUCCACAAUGAAUCAGAACAUCCUGCUGCAGGAGCGACCGUUCAGACAGACUGUGACCAGGGAGGCUCUGACGCUGCUCCUGGACACUUUCCACAAUGAGGCAGAGUGCUUCAUCCUGGCAGAGGUGGACCUGCCUCUGCGUGUGGAGCGCCUCGUCCAGUCUGUCAAGGCUCUGUGCAGCUCGCUGGCAGCAGUGGAGACCCCUGACAUCACCAGCGCACUGAACCUGCUCCCCGCCUGCCCCUGCCGCCUGCAGCCCCGAGUCCAGAAGGAUAUGACAGUGCUGGUGAAGAGAGAGUACCGAGAAAGAGUGGUGGAGUCCCUCACAGCUUCUGUUCUGGACCUGGUGGAGCUGUACUGCAGCACGUUCAACGCCAACUUCCACACCACGCUGCAGAGCAGCCGCCCCACCGCGCCCGUGCAGGAGGCGGGGCACGUGACCAGCCUGCUCUCGUUCAGCGUCUACGCCGCUCACCGCGUCCCCAUCUCCUGGGCCGCCAGCUACGAGGGCUUCUUCCUGUCCUGCUCUCUGACACAUGGCAUGGAGGAGCUCUGUGCCCCUCAGCACACCAGCAAACAGUCCGUCAGCAAGUACCUGUUUCACCUGGUGGUCUGGGACCAGAGGAUCUGCUUCCCAGUGCAGAUCAACCGGUUGCCGCGGGAGACGCAGCUGACGGUGACUCUGUACGCCAUGCCGUUGCCUCCACCAGGGGGCGCCGAGGACAAGAACAAACAGCGUCGGACCGUGGAAGCCCUGGGUUGGGUCACUAUGCCACUCUUCAAUUUUCGACAUGUGUUGACCUGUGGGAGGAAGUUGCUCGGUUUGUGGCCUUCGACCCCAGAAAGUGGAACCGCCCGUUCCAGCACCCCCAACUUCAGCCAGCCUGACAGCGUCAUCCUGCAGGUCGAUUUCCCCACCUCUGCCUUUGAGGUGCUCUUCUCCACGCCACCUCCUGCUGGAUUCAGCCCCCAGUAUGACCUCUCUCGAAAGGACACAGAAAGCCAGGGAAGGCUAAAGGACAUCCUGCACAAGAACUCCCUCUUCUGGCUGACCCAGGAGGACCGCCGGCAUUUGUGGGAGAAUCGCUAUUUCUGCCACUCGGAAAACAGCUCUCUGCCCCUGGUGCUCGCCAGCGCCCCCAGCUGGGAGUGGGCCUGCCUGCCCGAUAUCUACGCCCUGCUGAAGCAGUGGGCCUGCAUGAACCACCUGGACGCGCUGGGCCUGCUGCACGCUACGUUUCCUGACCAGGAGCUCAGGAGGACAGCCGUCCACUGGAUGGACUCCAUCUCGGACUCCGAGCUGCUGGACUUCCUGCCCCAGCUGGUGCAGGCUCUGAAGUAUGAGUGCUAUCUGGACAGCCCGCUGGUGAGGUUCCUACUGCGGAGAGCCAUCGGGGACCUGCGGAUUGCCCACUACCUCUUCUGGCUGCUGAAGGACGCGCUGCAGGACUCCCAGUUCAGCGUGCGCUACCAGUACCUGCUGGCCGCCCUCCUGUGCUGCGCGGGCCGCGGCCUGCGGGACGAGUUCGACCGGCAGUGCUGGCUGGUCACCAUCCUGUCCAAGGUGGCGCAGCGGGUGCGAGACGCCUCUCCGUCCUCACGGCAGGCCAUUCUGCGGGAGGGUCUGGAGGAGGUGCGCCAGUUCUUCACCACCAGCCAGAACUGCCGGCUGCCCCUCAACCCCAGCCUGCUGGUCAAGGGUAUCAACAUCCAGUCCUGCUCCUACUUCAAUUCCAACGCUGUUCCUCUGAAGCUGUCUUUCCAGAACGUCGAUCCGCUGGGAGACAGCAUCAAUGUCAUCUUCAAGUCUGGGGAUGACCUCCGGCAGGACAUGCUGACCCUGCAGAUCAUUCGCAUCAUGAACAAGAUCUGGAUCCAGGAGGGGCUGGACAUGAGGAUGGUCAUCUUCCGCUGCUUCUCCACGGGCCGGGGCCGAGGUAUGGUGGAGAUGAUCCCCAACGCGGAGACCCUUCGGAAGAUCCAGGUGGAGCACGGAGUGACCGGCUCCUUUAAGGACCGUCCGCUCGCCGACUGGUUACAGAAACACAACCCCACUGAGGACGAGUAUGAGAAGGCGGUGGAGAACUUCAUCUACUCGUGCGCAGGCUGCUGCGUAGCCACUUACAUCCUGGGGAUCUGCGACCGCCACAACGACAACAUCAUGCUGAAGACCAGCGGCCACAUGUUCCACAUCGACUUCGGCAAGUUCCUCGGCCACGCGCAGAUGUUCGGCAACAUUAAACGGGACCGGGCGCCCUUCGUCUUCACGUCCGACAUGGCGUACGUCAUCAACGGGGGCGACAAGCCGUCCAGCCGCUUCCAUGACUUCGUGGACCUGUGCUGCGAGGCCUACAACCUCAUCCGCAAGCACACGCACCUCUUCCUCAACCUGCUGGGCCUGAUGCUGUCCUGUGGAAUUCCAGAGCUAUCGGACCUGCAGGACCUGAAGUAUGUCUAUGAUGCACUGCGACCUCAUGAGUCGGAGGCGGAUGCCACCAUGUACUUCACCAGGCUGAUCGAGUCUAGCCUGGGCAGCGUGGCAACCAAGCUCAACUUCUUCAUCCACAACCUGGCGCAGAUGAAGUUCGCCUCCUCGGAGGAGCGCCCCUCCCUGUCCUUCGCCCCGCGGGUCCACACCCUGAAGAGCGACGGGCUCAUCAGCAAUCUGUUCGUGUGCCGCCACAUCAAGACCUACAGCCCCAACAAAGGAUAUACCUACGUGGUGAAGGUUGUUCGUGAGGGUCAGCAUGGGUCAAUACUGGUCCAGAGAAGCUUUGAGGAAUUUCACGAACUGCACAGCAAGCUGCGUCUUAUAUUCCCCUCCUCCAAAUUGCCCAGCUUCCCCAGCCGGUUUGUGAUUGGCCGGUCACGUGGUGAGGCGAUGGCGGACCGGCGCAAGGACGAGCUGAAUGGAUACGUGUGGCACCUGAUCCAUGCCGCCCCAGAGGUGGCGCAGAGUGAUCUCGUCUAUACCUUCUUCCAUCCCCUCCCUCGGGAUGAGAAACCUGGAACCAGCAUUAACACCCUCCAAGCAAAACCAGCAGAGGUGUCCUGGACCCCCCCAGCCGGAAAGGUGGUCGGAGAGGUGAAGCUGUCCAUCUGCUACAAGGGCGACAAACUCUUCGUCAUGGUCAUGCACAUCCGCGGACUUCAACCCCUUCAGGACAGCACAGCCCCCGACCCCUACGUCAAACUCUACCUCCUCCCUGACCCCCAGAAAACCAGCAAGAGGAAGACGAAGGUGGCGCGGCGCACCUGCAACCCCACCUACAACGAGAUGCUGGUGUACGAUGGGAUUCCAAAGGGGGACCUGGAGCAGCGCGUGAUCCACCUGCGGGUGCUGGGCGAGGGCGCCUUCUGGGAGAACACCCUGCUCGGGGAGACCUUCAUCCCGCUCAGGAGCCUCGGACCUGGGCAGCGCUGGGUGGACUGGUACCAGCUGGGCACGGGCGGGCAGGACUCCUCUCGCUAGGGCCCAGGGUGCGAGGGGAGAGAGGAAGGACGGGAGCGUGACGGGAGAUAGCACUGUGUGCGUGAGGUGCCUGGUGCUCAAGACGGAGUUAUACCCCCAGUGGGGGCUCGAGGGAGAGACGUUUCCCCGGAGACGUGGAGACUCAGUGAUGGAGUAAAAUCACUGGACACUGUAACAAUGCUUCAUUAUCGGGUUUAUGAAGGACUUUCACACCUGCCUGCCCCUUCCUGCAGUCUGGCCUCUGGAUUCUCCUCAGAGAGCCGCAGUGGGCUUGCAGGGCAACACUGUGCCAGACACCUGACCUUCCAGGACAGUCCGUUUCCUUGUCACCCAGGACUCAGGCGGGCGUCUGCCCGGGACAGCGAGUGUGGCUGGAAACCACUGUUGGCGAGCUGCCAGUCUGGCAGCACCAAAACAUUUUGGGGCGAGAAGUUUUAACAAGGCUGGGAGGACAUCCCACUUGAAGGCGUGCUCCUCUGUGGAGCCCCCAGCUGUGCACACGAGAGAGGUAUCUGCAGCGUACGGGGCCCAAGUAGAUGUCAGAUUACUCUGUUGUGAUGGCGCGGAUGACUGGAUGAGAUGAACCCCUGUUAGGAUGAAAAAAACACAGGGAGCCCUAAGUUAUUUCUUAUUCUGUAAAAGCAGUUCAGGCCUGGAUAUAUCAUGUAAAUCAUAUAUAUCCUUAUGUAAUGUGAUUUACAUAUAUACCCAGUUUAUACUUAGGCUUUAUCUUCUGUGUAUUAAUAAUUAAGACUGACCAGUCUUUCAGCGAAGAGUGAAAUGAAGAGGGUUGGCUGGUUUUGUCUUGUAAAAUCGGAAAGGGGUGUUAAUACCCAGCAGCCCAUCGUGUGAGGCUAAUAGGUGAAGAAAUUAUGAAUUUGGGCUAUCAAGUGACUUCAUUUUGUAGCCCAACUGGAUUUGUUGACUCGUGGAGUCUUAACGUUUUCUGUCUAGUUGUAUAUAGUUGUAUAUAGUUUAUUUCCCACCUCCUGCUCCCUGCUAGAUCUUUGUUUACAUUCUAGUUGUAGCAUUAAUCAAGUGUAGAGAGACUGGGAAGAAGCUACACAUCACUGUGAUUCCCACAGAACAACAGAAGUUUCAGAUUCUGCAGUGUUAAGCAAAGACUUUCCAGAUGUUGCUUGGCUCUGUGCUGUCGUGUCACAUGCUUGUCUGCUGAAGCACUUUUAAUCUCUUUAAAAAGUCUGCAAAGGUGUUUAUUCUGUGUCACUAGGUCUGGAUAUUAACCAGUAAAUCUUUUACAUGGUGCUAAAUGCCAGUCGUAAUAGGUAUUAUUGUCUUUUUAAAUAUGAAUUAUGGGCUUCAGACUGGAAUCACCAACUUGUUUGCCGAUUGUGGUCACUGACGUUUUUUUCCAGCUUCCACGGUGCAGUGCCUGUACAGUUAUGCCCAGUAUUCCAGUCUAUUUCUAGGAUUUGGGAUGGAAUCGGUGAGAGCUGGUCCAUCAGACAGUACAGAGACAGUACUGUAUAUAAGGUCGCAGUGCAACUGUAGUUUCUUAGCUGUAGUAUUUCCACUGUCUUUCUCCACUUCCCCUUAUCAGCUGUUAAGUCCGUUUUAAGGUCUUGUUCCCUUCGUUAGGAGAAGACUUUGCUGUUUACGUUGUUUUCGCUCUGCUGUUUUCUGGAGAGCUUCUCUGGCUUCCCAGUAAGAGGUCCCACCUUUAAAAAUAGAGGCAGUGUCAGUUUUGUCCUGCUGUAGAGCGCAGUGCUGUCUGUGAUAAGGGUGUGCUCAGCAGAGUGCGCUUGCCAAGUGCAGAGCUCAGCAGAGCUCAGCUCUGGGACCAGAAGUGGUUGCGUAAUGGUGGAUUCCUGUCCUACCCAAGUUGCUCUCUUCACAAGGAUGCGUGUAGGUAAUGUCAGCGAGUCCUAGAUCACCAAGCUCUGGAAGAUGGGGAAGGAAGUGCCCAGUCAGUGGACCCUCCCUGUUGUGUUUAUUCAGGGAGGGGGUGAUGGGGCAAGGGGGGCAGCUGUUUGGACUGGGUUCUGUCCCUCCAGAUGAAAGACUAGUGACUUGCCGAACUGAUCAUCUCAAGCGCUCCUUCCCGGUACUGAGGGAAGGAGGUGAUUUGGGCCCGCCAGACAGCAGCCCUGGAGACUGGGGUUCACCAGGGUUCACCGGGGUUCAGCGGAGCUCACACUCCCCCAGGGCUGUCCUGAGCAGCAGCCGGGCCAGGCGGUCUGUGCUGCAGGUGUGCGAGCUGCUGAUAGCGAGAGGGAGUGCGCCGCACAGCUGCGUGCUGGCGUCAGUGCGGCGUUCAGGGUGACGGAUAAGGAGGCGGUGCCCCUUGACGAACAGCCCAGAGGUUACAGAGGGGCUGUCGCCCCAGCGCUUCGAGUACAGAUUGGAAUGGAAUGUAAGUUCAAAAUGAACAUAACUUUGUGUGUUGUAAAUACUGAGAAUAUUAUGAUUAUUGUUACUAUGAUCAUUAUUAUAGAUUUUACACCACUGUGUUUUUUAUUUUUAGAUUUCUUGAAUAAUUAAAAUGUAACGUGUUCAUUUGUGUAUUUGUUAACGUUGUUG